GAACAUGUUGGCUCGAAUAUGAUCAGAUCCAGCACUUCCCCCAAGGGGUUGGCAUGUAAUUAACAGGGUAUUUAUCUACUAAAUACCCGUUUUGCUAUGAUUAAAAUUAAAUGAAACAACAAAAGCAUACAAAUUGCCGGUAAUUAGCGUAAAAUUGCAAAGACAAAAAGCUCCAAAGCUCAAUUAGCUUUCGUUCUGGAAAAUUGCGAGAAUCGUAAACGAAGCUCCCUCCCGUUCCGUGCAUAAGGUAGGGAAAGGGGAUUAAUCGAGGGAGUGGAGCGAUAAGAAAGGUUCAAAAAUAGGUCGAAAGGUACAUACAUAGAUUUUCAUAUGAGCGGUGUAUCAUAUCAGCAGGUGCUUCAAAGCUUUGUGUUUUUUUUGAUAAGAGCAUUUCGUUCUCCUCAUUAAGGUUGGGAGAUCAUUUGAAAUUAUAAAAAAGAAACUUUUAAAAGUUGGGCCCUUUUAACUAUUCAUCUACAUUUUUUAAAUUGCGAAUCCUCUGAAGAGCGCUCCACAAUCAGAUAUUUCUAUGAAUCUAUAGCAUUCAGAUGCACUUCUCCUCUAAAAAUAGAUAGAAACGGGUUUCUGAUGCAAACCUGAUCCAAAACUGGUACAUAAUGGAUUACAAAAAUGUUAAUGCUGCCAUAAAACUACAACCAAUCUCUUUUUUCCAAUCAUGUGAAUAGAAAUCUAUAAGAAUGCUUUAAAAAUGGGGACUGCCCCUCCAAAAUUAGCAACUUAACCUAAUGGCCCCAUUCCCCCAUUCUCAGUCCAGAGAGUCGGGGCAUAAGUCUUGACAUAACCUUCUAGUAGCAAAUCAGUAGCAAUAUGGGGCCGCAUCAUAAUAGAAUCAUAAUCAUUUCAUAAUCCGAGAAAUAAUGUGUGCUCUGCCCCAAACAUAACAAUAAUUAUGAGGCACACAACAUCCCCGCCCCAUGCCCAUGCCCAUUCCUAUUCCCACUCUUCAGCCAGUCAAGGGGGCCUUCCUUAAGUGCGCUCUGUAAAACUGUGGGAUGUCUGGUUGCGGUUCCGUCUUACAGCAGAAAAGCACGCCAGGCGGUGUCCACUUCACGAUAAACAGCAGAUAAACAGAGCCACAAAAUGAAAAGCCUAUUUCCUCUCGGGUCCUCUCGAGCCGCCGCCCAAAAGUGUAAUUAAUUAAUUUCGCGCUCGUUCGCUGGUCAUCCAAUCCAAUCCGAUCUGCUGCAGAACAUCAGAGAUUUGCAUAGCCUCUCGCUUGCCACACACAGCAUCCACGGGGGCAAGCAGCAAUCAGUUUACGUUCCGCUUUGGUCGUGUACACGCUGAACGGAUCGAAAUAGGGAGCGUCUUCAAACUGGAUCACAUCUUCGAGGACUACCAUCGGCAACAGUUUCAUAAAAUGUCGCACGGUGAACGUAAAGGUCGCCUCAAUGUGGUCAAAUUUCUGGAAUUGGGGUUUGCCGUGGCCUGUUUGGUGCUGCACUUUUACAGCUUCAACGAUCGCGAUAUUAUGACAUCAUUUCUGGCCACCGGCACCUUCACGGGCUACAUUAUCGUGGUGAUUGGUGUAUUUGCUGGCGUUCUGAUGCGGGCACCCAUUCACAAGCGCAUCGACAUAUUCUUCAGCGUCAUGGGCUGCGCCCUAUUCGUGGCUAGCGGUGUGUUCAUCAUCGAGGCUUGGGAGUUCUCUUUCAGGACACGGACACGCGACCUGGCGCUGAUCAAGGCCUCACUGUCUAUCGUCAAUGGCGUGCUCUUUGGAUUCGAUGCCAUCUUCACCUUUCGGGACAAGUGAACGGGCCUCACACAACCUUUAUUUUGUGUUUUUUUAUUGCUUCUUUCAUACGCAUUUAAUAGUCCAUAAGUCGCAGAUUCAGAUUCAGAUUUAGCGUUCAUUUAAUUUCAUUUAUUUAUAUAUUUUUUACUCAAACAUUCGCUCUUUAGAAUAACACUAACCACACAUACAACUGAAUAGCUUACAACUUACUAGCGAGCUCCCCCAAGUUCUCCCCUACCGAACCUACCCAACGUGCUGUGCUGUGUGUGAUGGUGGUGAUGUCUUAGAUUAAUACAACUGCAGAGGUUUUAGUCACUUUAGCGCUGCCCCUUUGGGUGCAUUCUUAGAUUUUAAAACACAAUUGGAAACGAUUGGAUGCAUCUAUGAUAGUUACAAUAAUUUUCGAUUGCUUUGCCUUCGCCACAGAAACGCAUCUUAGAUUACAUUUGCAUACGUUCAGAUCUAGUCUUCAGCGAUUCCAUGCGUCUGUUAGAUGCCCUUGAUUCCCAGAGAGUGAUGGGAGACGCUGCUAGCUACUCUAGCAGCUCGCAUGCAUCGAUUCUCUCUGUGAUCGAACGCAUCAGACGAUUUUAACAAUUGCUUUUGCUUUACACACAUUCUAAGAUUGCUCGUACAAUUUGCAUACACGUCAGUCACUCUCUUACUCUCGUCAAUAUGAUCGUCCUUGUCCCCUAAACUCGCUUAAAUGUAAGUGUUAUAAUUUGUCUGUUAUUGUGUGAGAUUUAGUCUCAAUAAAAAGUAAAUCGUC
This is a messenger RNA of Drosophila pseudoobscura, 2528 nucleotides long. RefSeq lists its product as uncharacterized. Lineage: Eukaryota; Metazoa; Arthropoda; Insecta; Diptera; Drosophilidae. The record is from RefSeq and is a predicted model, not a curated record. Gene Ontology annotation, biological process: septate junction assembly. The transcript has 3 exons. Bases 1382 to 1777 code for a protein of 131 amino acids. Gene Ontology annotation, cellular component: plasma membrane.